UAUAUAAGCGGCAGAGGGCUGGCGCUGCCCUGAUCUCUCCCACUGGUUCUGCCUGCCAGACGGGCACCUUUGGAGCAGCUCUCGCACAACACCCACCAUGUCCCAGGCUGGUGGUGCUCAGGAUGCCCCUAUCAAGAAGAAGCGGCCCCCCGUGAAGGAGGAAGAUCUGAAGGGGGCCCGUGGGAACCUAGCCAAGAACCAGGAGAUCAAGUCCAAGACCUACCAGGUCAUGCGGGAGUGUGAACUAGCUGGUUCCGCCGCCCCGUCGGUGUUCAGCGGUACCCGGACUGGCACAGAGACCGUCUUUGAGAAGCCCAAAGCUGGACCUGCCAAGAGUGUCUUUGGCUAAGAAGUGCCCACCAUUCCUCUCGCCACUGCCAACUCCUAGAUGCAAGAGCCUUUCCCAGAAACUUUUUUUUAUUCCAGAAUGCACCUUCUCACCUGUGUGCCUUUGGGACUGCCGCCUGCCCCUCAGAGCCCUGUCUCUUCAGCCCAGGGACCCUGCACCAGCACUUGGGGAACACCAAUAAAGAGGAUGCCCAAGUGACCCCAGCA
This is a messenger RNA of Suricata suricatta (meerkat), 555 nucleotides long. RefSeq names its product musculoskeletal, embryonic nuclear protein 1 (gene MUSTN1). The record is from RefSeq and is a predicted model, not a curated record. The transcript has 3 exons. NCBI's taxonomy places the organism in Eukaryota, Metazoa, Chordata, Mammalia, Carnivora, Herpestidae. Gene Ontology annotation, biological process: chondrocyte differentiation; chondrocyte proliferation; tissue regeneration. The coding region runs from base 98 to 349 and encodes 83 amino acids. Gene Ontology annotation, cellular component: nucleus.